AAACAACUUGUCAGACUUGGCAGCUGUUGCCCCGUCUUAAGGGCAAUUGUUUGGUGCCAUCUACGAGCAUAAAUACAAAAACGUAGAAUCGUAGAAUCGUGCGAUGCCUGCAUCCACACCGGCCGCAAAACCGGCAUCGGCAUCACCAAAACCGGCAGCCGCCGCCGUCAACCAGCGCUGGCACGUCCUCGCGAGCCGGCCCGAGCCCAACACCAGUAAAAUCCAAGAGCUGCGCGAGGAACUGAGGCGUGAAGCCGACCUGGGCCUCACCUACGAGCGCUGGGCCUGGUACCUCGAUGAUGACGCCGUCCUGGACCGCUUCCUAGUAGCCAGGGACGACAAUGUCCAAAAAGCAAGUCGACUCAUCCGAGACGCGCUGGCCUGGCGCCUUCGGAGGAGACCGCACGUCCUGGACUACGCGGAACUGGAUCGGGAGUGCGCCACUGGUAAGUUGAGGGUGGCGCCCUCACUCGAUAGGUUUGGCCGGCCCGUGGUCAUUUUUGAUAAUAGCGUCCAAAAUACGAAAGACGCGGGCGGCCAAUUACGCGCGUUAGCGUUCGUCUUAGAGCACGCGCUGCGACGGUGCGACGGUUCUCAAGUGAGAAAGUACGUGAUCUUCCUCCACCUGAAUGAUUUCUCACUGCGGAACAACCCGUCCUGGGCCGUCACGAAGGAGACGAUGCGGAUGUUGACGUGUUGUUUUGCCGAGUGCUGCGGCCACAUUAUUUUACAUAAUGCGCCGUCUGUUUUUUCAGUGGCUUAUCGGCUCGUGAAGCCUCUGAUCGACCCGAAGACGGCCACCAAAAUAUUAUUUGUUACGGAUAAAGAUGAGGAUAAAAUGACCGAGUUAAUUGGACCGGACUGGCGGGCCAUCACGGGCGCCGGACAAACUCGUUUAGAUAAAUGUUCACCGGGGUAUGAUCAUAGUGUGCAAUGGCCGAUCACGCUGGAGCAUGAUAGGGCGUGGCGCGAACGGACGGGAAAUACGGGCCCGCUGUCCCAUGAAUUCACCGGCUAUUCUGAUGACGAGCCGGCGUCGCCUUUACAAACUGCUUUAGCUCGCAGCGUCGUCACGCCGUCGCCCAUCAAACGGGAGGAGGACCCCCUCGACGUCGAGGUCCUGGGCGGCCCGUCAUCGCCGAAGGCGUGUCAAGGGCCGGAGUCGCCGUUGUACGACCACGCCCGCGCCUUCGAAACGCCUCCCCGUUGGCGCGGGAGCGCCGCGAUACUGGGCGUCGCGUGCUGCGUCGGCGGUAUGGCGUACCACGGCUCGGUGGACACGCCGCGGCGGCCCGCGUAAAAUUG
Messenger RNA from Pelagomonas calceolata, 1305 nucleotides. Lineage: Eukaryota; Pelagophyceae; Pelagomonadales; Pelagomonadaceae. The record is from the annotation of a GenBank genome assembly.